AUGGCGGCGCCGGAGGAGUUUGAUUACCUCGUCAUCGGCGGCGGCUCCGGCGGCAUCGCUUCUGCGCGGCGGGCGGCAGCGCACGGCGCCAGGGCGUGCGUGAUCGAGCGCUCGCGGUUGAAUACAUGUCCAGCCGAAGAGGUCCCAGAUAACAAGAAGGUGAUGUUUAACGCGGCGACCGUCCUCGAGAUGAUCCACCAGUCGGAGGGCUACGGCAUCUCGGUGGGCGGGGCGAGCUUCGACAUGAAGGCCAUCAAGGCCAAGCGCGACGCGUACGUGACGCGCCUCAACGGCAUCUACGCAAACAACUUGGCAAACUCGGACGUGACGUUUGUCGAGGGCGACGCUCGCUUCACCGGCCCAAAGACGGUGGCGGUCGGCGACCGCACUCUGACCGGCAAGGCAGUGCUCAUCGCUGUGGGCGGCCGCCCCUCCGUCCCUGACAUCCCUGGCGCAGCAGAGCUCGGCAUCACUUCGGACGGCUUCUUCGAGCUCGACUCCGUCCCCGACCGCGUCGCCGUGAUCGGGUCCGGCUACAUCGCGGUCGAGCUCGCCGGGAUCCUGCAGGUGCUCGGCUCCAAGGUCGACCUCUUCAUUCGGGGCGCGACGCCGCUGCGCUCGAUGGAGUCGGACGUGGUCGAGCGGCUGGUGGGGGAGAUGGAGGCGGCGGGCAUCACGAUCGUGCGCGGCGAGGCGGAGGCGAUCAGCGGCGACGCGGCCUCGAAGACGGUCGUUCUCAAAGACGGGAAGGGCGAGCACGGCGGGUACGGGCAGGUGCUGUUUGCGACGGGGCGUGAGCCGGUGACGGGCUCCCUCGACCUGCCCGCUGCGGGCGUCGAGACGGCGCCGAGUGGGCACAUCGUCGUCGACGCGGCGUCGCGCACGUCGAGCGAGGCUGAAUUGCAGCUGGCGUAUUCAGCACGUAGGCCCACCGCCAUCGCGGCGGGCCGGCUGCUGUCGGACCGGCUGUUUGGAGGCGCCUCGGAGGCGGACACGCUGAUGGACUACGACUUUGUUCCGACCGUCGUGUUUUCGCACCCGCCGCUCGCGCAGGCGGAGGCGAUCGCGCGGCACGGUCCGGACGCGGUGGCGGUGCACAAGUCGACCUGGGUCAACAUGCUCUACUCGCGCGAGUUUUUGGUGGACGGGCAGCACAUGCCCAAGACCUUCGCGAAGCUCGUCUGCGUGGGCCCGGAGCAGCGCGUGGUCGGGCUGCACAUGAUCGGCCUCCCUCGCCACCUGCGAGGCGCGGCCGCCCCGCUCUCCUCCGGGGGCUUCGCGCUGGCGAUGAAGAUGGGCGCGACCAAGGCGGACUUUGACUCUGUCGUCGCCAUCCACCCCACCUCCUCCGAGGAGCUGGUUACCAUCCCGCCGUGGCAGGCGCAUCCAGUCACAGACUCCCCCGCGGAAGUCCUGUGCGCACUUGGCUCACCCUACGGCCGUGCGCAGGCAAAGUACUCUCUGCGGCCCGACGCGUACACGCCGUCGUACGAGGAGGAGCCGGUGCCCGCCAAGGCGCGCUGA
Messenger RNA from Emiliania huxleyi CCMP1516, 1524 nucleotides. RefSeq names its product glutathione reductase (gene GR1). Gene Ontology annotation, molecular function: flavin adenine dinucleotide binding; glutathione-disulfide reductase (NADPH) activity. The record is from RefSeq and is a predicted model, not a curated record. Gene Ontology annotation, cellular component: cytosol; mitochondrion. The coding region runs from base 1 to 1524 and encodes 507 amino acids. Gene Ontology annotation, biological process: cell redox homeostasis; glutathione metabolic process; cellular response to oxidative stress. Lineage: Eukaryota; Haptophyta; Isochrysidales; Noelaerhabdaceae. The transcript is spliced from 7 exons.